AUGUGGGAAAAGCUUGUAACGUGUGAUGGAAGUUCCGUGAACUUAUUCCUCAGUCCUAGUCCGGGAAUAGAUCUUUACCCGAGGGAGGUACCGGAUCAUCCGAUGCCCUAUUUCAAGACCUAUGAAUUCCUGCCUCCGCUGCUGGAACCGCCCUGGGAAGGCGUAGCCGUUCUGAGUAAACCGACUGAUCGCGAUGCCCUAGUCAGGUGGUGGAUCGACGACUUCAUCGGAGACGUCAUCCGAGAAGAGCUCACCACAAUGGCUGCCAUGGAACGAGAGGAUAAAUUCUUCACAAAGGAGAAAGAUCGGCUUAUGUACAAAGUAUUGGAGGAGGAGGUCAUACCCCCCGUGCUACAAGAGAUGGCAACUGCGGUCGCAUGGGAUACUUUUGAAUACUGGUCACGCUCAAUGCCAGACCCCUACAAAGGAAAGACACCACCCCCACUGGAAGAGAGCAUGCAGAAGGCCAUCAACGCUUUUGCCCGGGGUGAGGAGCCGAGUACGAAGCUUCGAUUCCUCCAGUGGGAUGUAUUCUUAGGCCAUUAUCGGGGGAUUUCCAAGUCUCAGGGUGUGACCAACAACUUUGGGAUGCUGAAACUCCAACAGUUACUCAUUGGCCAGGCUGCAGGUGGUUCCCUGUCAAGCACUUCUAUCAAAACCAUGGAUGCUUUACUCAAUGACGGUGAUGAGAAAGAGAAAGUACUCAAGCCUCCAAGGCAAGGAUAGAUGCUUAAAUCUAAAUUUCAUGAAUGUUGGUUGCUGUUUUCUUGUGAUAAGGAAAUAUUGAUUAAUUGCAAGGCAGGGUUGUAAUCAAGAAAAGUUUCAUAAAGAGCAUUAUACAGGUACUUUCAUCACUGUACAAUUUCCAGUCUGCAAGGAUUUUUUUACCCAGCCCAGUGCAAUGAUAAUUGUGGGAAUUUAGUACUUUUGUAUUAUAAAUAAUAUGUGCUAAUUCUCUUUCUGGCAACAUGUAUCAAUA
This is a messenger RNA of Darwinula stevensoni, 979 nucleotides long. The record is from the annotation of a GenBank genome assembly. NCBI's taxonomy places the organism in Eukaryota, Metazoa, Arthropoda, Ostracoda, Podocopida, Darwinulidae.